UCUGUGAAAUGAAACUAAACUGUCAUUCUCUGAACCAAAAUGGCACAAGCUGGAGAUCUUCUUUCUCAGGAACAUUUAAGUUGUUCAAUCUGUCUGGAUCUACUGAAGGAUCCAGUGACAAUAAAUUGUGGACACAGUUACUGUAUGGACUGUAUUAAGGGCUGCUGGGAUCAGGAGGAUCAUGUUGGUGUCUACAGUUGUCCUCAGUGCACACAGACCUUCACCUCAAGACCUGUUCUGGGCAGAAACACCAUGCUGGCUGAAGUGGUGGAGAAACUGAAGAAGACAGGACUCCAGACUGCUCCUCCUGAACAUUUUUAUGCUGGACCUGGAGAUGUUGUGUGUGAUGUGUGUCCUGGGAGAAAGAACAAAGCUGUCAAAUCCUGUCUGGUGUGUCUGGUGUCUUAUUGCAAAACACACCUUAAAAUUCAUAAUGAACUCAACCCUGGAAAUAAACAUAAACUGACUGAUGCUAUAGAACAACUACAGGAUGAGAUUUGCUCCCACCAUCACAAACUCCUGGAGGUCUACUGUCGUACUGAUCAGCAGUGUAUCUGUUAUCAGUGUGUGAUGGAUGAGCACAGAGGGCAUGAUACAGUCUCAGCUGCUGCAGGAAGGACUGAGAAACAGAAUCAGCUGGGUGCAACACAGAGUGAAUUCCAACAGAACAUCCAGCAGAGAGAGAAGAAGGUGCAGGAGCUGAGAGAGGCUGUGGACUCACUCACACGCUCUGCACAGGCAGCAGUGGAGGACACUGACAGCAUCUUCACCCAGAUGAUCUGCUCCCUUGAGAAAAGGCGCUCUGAGCUCAAAGAUGUGAUCAGAGCUCAGGAAAAGGCUGCACUGAGUCAGGCUGAAGGUCUUCUGGAGCAACUGGAGCAGGAGAUUGCUGAGCUGAGGAGGAGACACUCUGAGCUGGAGCAGCUUUCACACACAGAGGAUCACAUCCAUUUCCUACAGAGUUUCCAGUCUCUCUGUGUCCCUCCUGGACCUGUACACUUACCCACCAUCAGUGUGGACCCACACUGCUCUUUUGGAGGUGUGAAGAAAGCACUUUCUGAACUCAAAGUCCAACUAGAGGAAGCCUGUAAGAAUAAAUUCAAAGAAAUCCUCCAAACAGUGAAAGACAUUCAUAUUGUGGAGACCUCAAAUCCCAGUCCAUUGAAAAAAGUGCUACAGACUCCAGAAACCCGGACGAGAAAAGAGUUUUUAAACUAUGCCUGUCAGCUCACACUGGACACAAAUACAGUGAAUAAAAACCUCUGUCUGUCUGAGAGGAACACAGUGGUGACCUGGAAGAAGCAGCUCCAGUCAUAUCCUGAACAUCCAGAGAGAUUUGAGUGUUGGUACCAAGUUCUAUGUAGAGAUGGUCUGUCUGGAUGUUGUUACUGGGAGGUUCAAUGGAGUGGCGAUGAUGGGGUUUACAUAGCAGUGUCAUAUAAGGGGAUCAGGAGGAAAGGAUGGAGUAAUGCAUGUGGCCUUGGAUACAAUGACAAGUCCUGGAGUUUGGACUGCUCUCCCUCCAGCUUCAAUUUAUGGCACAACAAUAAGAAGACUCCAGUAUCUGGUCCCAGUUCCUCUACAAUAGGAGUUUACCUGGAUCACAGGGCAGGAACUUUGUCCUUCUACAGUGUCUCUAAGGACACAGUGACCCUCCUCCACAGAGUCCAAACCAUGUUCACUGAACCCCUCUAUCCUGGAUUUUGGGUUAGUUUGUCAUCUCAAGUUAAGCUGUGUUCUCUGAAAUAA
Molecule: messenger RNA, 1749 nt
Organism: Scleropages formosus (Asian bonytongue)
Lineage: Eukaryota; Metazoa; Chordata; Actinopteri; Osteoglossiformes; Osteoglossidae
Product: tripartite motif-containing protein 16-like
Exons: 7
Coding region: 40-1749 (569 amino acids)
Molecular function (GO): zinc ion binding; protein binding
Source: RefSeq, a predicted model, not a curated record